Hibiscus syriacus is the source of this 719-nucleotide messenger RNA. Its product is annotated as 26S proteasome non-ATPase regulatory subunit 7 homolog B-like. Bases 138 to 719 code for a protein of 193 amino acids. The transcript is spliced from 5 exons. The record is from RefSeq and is a predicted model, not a curated record. Lineage: Eukaryota; Viridiplantae; Streptophyta; Magnoliopsida; Malvales; Malvaceae. Gene Ontology annotation, biological process: proteasome-mediated ubiquitin-dependent protein catabolic process. Gene Ontology annotation, molecular function: protein binding; metallopeptidase activity. Gene Ontology annotation, cellular component: proteasome complex.
UGUGUGGCAAGAAAUACUCAUAGUAGAGACUAGAAAGAGAGGCGAAGAAGCCAAAGCAAAUCAAGCAGAAAAAGCUUACACUUUCGCAGAGAUAAAUCAAAGAGGAAAAACAAAGAAGAAAAAAAGGGUAAAUAGAAAUGGAUGUGAUCAAAACCCAGCAAAUAUCAUCUCGACCAAUCGAGAAGGUGAUAGUUCAUCCUUUGGUUCUUCUAAGCAUCGUCGACAACUACAAUCGCGACGCUAAAGACACCCGCAAGCGCGUCGCUAAAGACACCCGCAAGCGCGUCGUCGGAGUCCUUCUUGGCACCUCCUUCAAAGGCACCGUUGACGUCACCAACAGCUACGCUGUGCCUUUUGAGGAAGAUGAGAAGGACUCGAGCAUAUGGUUCCUUGACCACAACUACCAUGAAUCAAUGUUUUCGAUGUUUAAGAGGAUUAAUGCGAAGGAGCAUGUUGUUGGUUGGUAUAGUACAGGCCCAAAAUUACGGGAGAAUGAUCUAGACAUUCACAGAUUAUUCCACAACUAUGUCCCAAAUCCUAUCAUGGUGAUUAUUGAUGUCCAACCUAAGGAGUUGGGGAUACCCACUAAGGCGUACUAUGAUGUUGAGGAGUUUAAGGAGAAUGGCACUCAAAAGAGCCAAAAGUUUUUUGUUCAUGUUCCUUCUGAAAUUGCUGCUCACGAAGUUGAGGAGAUUCGUAUGCCAUUUGAUGAAAUUUAG